AUGUUCUGGCGUUUUGGGGGAUAUGCGAGUAUCUCCACCAUCGAUACACUUCUUGACAAACCCGAAGUCACCCUCGAGGACCUACUGGAUGAGCCGGAGAUCAUCCAGGAACUGAAACAGCAUAAUACAAAACUCAUAGAAUACCUGCGCGAGGAUCAUGUCUUGAAACGGCUUAUGGACUAUGUCACCGCACCGAGCUUGGUGAAUGAUGACGAAGAAAAUGAUGACGACGAUUCCCACGAAAAGGAUGCCUCUUCGGCUCAAGGCGCCACGGCUGCGCCGACAGAAAAAUUAGAUGCUGAGGAUAAGGACGAAAAGGCCGAGAAGGAGUCUGACCCAUUGAAGGAUGUUCUGGACCCGGAAGACUUGGAAAAGGUCGAGAAGACUCGUCUGAAGCAUGCCUAUGUGGCCUGCGAGAUUCUUUCCUCGGAGACCUGGUCGAUCUUGGAGUCCAUGAUGGCCAACCCCGCCUACCUGCGCGACUUCUGGGGCUUCCUGCGGAGACCUCCUCCAUUGGACUCCCUCCAGGCUAGCUACUUUACCAAAGUGAACGAGACCCUACUUGAUAAGAAGACGGAGGAGAUGCUAGAGUUUUUGAAGUCGCUGGACGGAAUUGUGGCCGCACUGCUACAGCACGUGGAUAAUCCCAUGGUCAUGGACCUCCUGCUGAAGAUCAUCAGCUUGGAGAAGGCCGAGGGCGCCCAAGGCACGGUGGACUGGCUGCAGUCGCAGGACUUGAUUCCGAGCCUCCUUUCAUUCCUGUCUCCAGAGCAUCCAGGUUCUGUGCAAACAUCGGCUGGUGACUUCUUGAAGGCGAUCAUUACCAUCUCCGCAAAUGCGACUCCAAAUGACCAGUCAUGCAUUGGCCCUAACAGCCUCACCCGCCAACUCGUCUCGCCCGAACGCAUGCAGCAACUCAUCACUGCGAUGCUGAAGGGCGGCAACCCGUUGACCGUGGGUGUAGGCAUCGUGAUCGAAGUCAUUCGGAAGAAUAACUCCGACUAUGACCCAGAGCAGAUGGGUGGCCCUGAUUCCAUACCCACCCCUUACGAUCCAAUCUAUCUCGGACACCUACUUCGCCUCUUUGCGCAGCAUAUCCCCGAUUUUAUGGCUCUUAUACAAAGUUCCAAGCAUGCUGUACACGACGGUACUUCACUGAAGUCUGUCGACAGGGGUCGCUUGAACUCCGCGUGGGGCGCCAGUAUUGAGCCUCUUGGCUUCGACAGGUUCAAGACGUGUGAGCUGAUGGCGGAACUGCUGCACUGCAGUAACAUGGGUCUUCUGAACGAGCCGGGUAGCGAGGACUAUGUCCGGCAUCGCAACGAGGAGCGCGACAGGCUGAUCCGUGACGGUGUCUUCAACCCUCAGCGGGACGAGCAGUCGGGCAUGGAUUACAAUGAUACCACUGCUGAUUUCACUAAUGGGUCGGUCAUGGACUCUGGGUCGCCCGAAGCUCUUAAAGCUCGAGUUGUCGAGGACGAGGGCUUCGAGGACGUUGGUGCCUCUGGUGUUCUUGUUGGCGAGAAGAGCGAUGAGAAGGAACCCAACCCGCAAUCAGAGCCGCAUCAGGCCUCUGAGCCGAAAACUGAGCCCGCUGUAGAAACACCGAAGAGAGAAGCAGACAUCCCAUCAUCGCCAAAGACCCCAACGACCGGUCUGACUGACCAAGUUGGUGGUAUGGAUCUUGGAGAGCAAUCCCCACAGGAGCAGCAAGCAUCUAAAGAAAAGGAAGAGGAGGACGUGCCUGUUACUUCGCAGCCAGAAGAUGUUCCCCCUCCACUUUUUGCGGCGAAGGAGUUGGAGCCAGAGUCUACUACCGAAGCAGCAGGCGCUGUUGAGACAACUCAAGAAGCCCAACCAUCCAAUGAUGGUGGCGCUGAGGAUCCUGCUGAGCAGUACAUUCAGUAUGACACGGACGGUCGUCCCGUGGUUGGUGAUUACUUGAAGAUCAUGUUUGUCGAGAACAAAGUGGUGCCAACCAUUUUGGGCUUCUUCUUCCGGUUCCCCUGGAAUAACUUCCUUCAUAAUGUUGUAUAUGACGUGGUCCAGCAGGUCUUUAACGGCCCUAUGGAGCGUGGAUACAACCGAGCCUUGGCCAUUAAUGUUUUUGAGACCGGUCAAAUCACGAAUGCCAUUGUUGAAGGCCAAAGACGCAGCGACGAGGUCCAGCACACCAAGCAGAUUCGCCUUGGCUACAUGGGCCACUUGACCCUCGUCGCCGAGGAGGUCGUCAAGUUCAGCGAGCGUCACCCGCCAGAGUUGCUCUCACGAUCUGUUAUGGAGUCUGUCCUGAACCCGGAAUGGAUUGACUACGUCGAGCAAACCCUUUCCGAAACACGGGAACGUGAUAACGCCAUCUUGGGCGGUGUACGGCCGGAUAUGGCCGUUGGGCCUCGCCAGACUGCGAUGAGCAAUUCCACCUCCAACCAAGGCUUCAGCAACUCCUCCGCACUGGCUGAUGCCGGGCUGAAUGGCGGAAUUGGCGGUUCAGCUUUCCAGGGCUUUGAAAUCAACCAGGGUAGCGUUUCCGUGGGAGCGUUUGGCGGUGGUGGUACUUCACUUUUGAGUGGCUUUGCCAGCUCGAGUGACGAUGAGGAUGAAGAGAUGGAAGACCAGGAAGAGCGAGAUGCUGGCGGUGCCGACUACGGCGAAAUCGAGAAUGUAUCUGAGAACUCUACCAGCCAGCCGAUUCCCAUUCUCCCUCCACCUCCUGCACCGCUGAGUAUGGGUCCCUCUAGAGCUCGGCGUCAGCUGGCAGCACGGCUUGCGGCCCAGAAACAGCAAGCAGCAGAAAAUGCAGACGUCGGAGAGGAAGGAAAUGCCGAAGGUGAAGGUCGGGAGUGGUCCUCCAACCCCUUUAUCAUUGCAGGAAUUGACGAUGAUGCCGAAGGUGGCAACUCGGCGUUCCCCAACACCGAUUUCGCGUCCAAUGCGGACCAGACAUUCUCCUCCCCGUUCCCCGAAUCCGGAUUCAGUCCGCCUGACUCGCUAUCCACCAACUCCUCGGACGAGGAAGGUGAUCGCGCGGAAGGUGUGCGACGACGCGUUCGUGUCCCCCUCGAAGUCGAGGAAGAUGACGACGACGAGAUGGGUGAGAUGGUUGGACCCAGUGCCAGUGGUUUGGUUGAUUCGGAUGACGAAGAUGAAGCCAUCAUCAACGAAUCACUGGGCUACUCCAACCUCCCCGGCCAGACACGAUACAGCGGUUUCCGCCGGCCACGGGCUGUCAGUUCCCACUUCGACGAUGACCAAGACGAUAGCAGUGACGGUGAAGAUGACGGCUUGGUAGAGAUCCUUGUCCCUGGCCGCAAAUCAUCAACCUCGAACUAG
Molecule: messenger RNA, 3330 nt
Organism: Penicillium daleae
Lineage: Eukaryota; Fungi; Ascomycota; Eurotiomycetes; Eurotiales; Aspergillaceae
Product: SAPS family protein
Exons: 3
Coding region: 1-3330 (1109 amino acids)
Cellular component (GO): cytosol; nucleus
Molecular function (GO): protein phosphatase regulator activity; protein phosphatase binding
Source: RefSeq, a predicted model, not a curated record